GAAAAACUUUUUUGCAAGAAUUUUUAGUAAACUCAAGUAAAACGCUACAAUAAUUUAAAUAUAAACUUACGGAAAGACAUAUCAAAAGCAGGAUUUAAUCAAAUACGAUGUCACUAUUUCGAAAGCCCAAAAAAAUACAACGUCGCGUAUUCUCUAGCAAUGCCGACGAUGAAAAUGUGGGCAUUGACGGGGAUGGGGAUGGAGAUGGUGAUGAAAUGCCGACACCCCCUCCUGCACCACUAAUAUGUAUAGCGACCGGCAAGCGGGAUAAGGAUAAAAACAAAAAGAGUUUGCGGCAACCCGACGACAAUGGAAUAACAACUGGCGGUGCUCAGCACAAGCCCAAGGCUUUGCUCAGUUUUGCAGAUGAUGAGGACGAUGGCGAGAUAUUUCAAGUGCGCAAAUCUUCGCACAGCAAGAAAGUUAUGCGGCUGCUGGAUAAGGAACGGCGCAAGAAAAAGCGUGAGGAGCGUGGGGAAAUGUAUGGAAACAACGGCGGCUAUGAUAAUGGUAGUACACAGCAUUUAGAGUCGUCCACUGCCAGUGCUAGUUCUAGUAGAUAUAAAAGUGCGUCCAGCGCAAGCGACAAUGCGAGCGUACAGAGUAAAAGUAAAAAGUGUGAUAAUGAUAUGAUCCAAACCGAAAUACGCACAGACGACUUUGUGCUGGUGGUCAAGAAAUCGGAGACCCCUGAAGCUGUGCUCAAUGGUCGUGCCGCACUAUGCGCUGGUCGCGAUGACAUGAGCGAUGAGGAGCCAACUAACGAUGCGCACAGUGAUAAUACGCGACAUCAUCGCUUCUCCAAGCCAGAGCACUUGAAACAAAUGUUGGAAAGCGGCUCAAUACCAGAUGCCGCCAUGAUACACGCCGCACGCAAACGCAGACAACGUGCCAGGGAGCAGGGCUCGGCCGAUUUCAUACCAGUUGAAGAGCCCAAAGAGACACCCAAAUUGAGCAUAAGACUGCCACGUGAAGACAUCGAAGGGGAUCAAUCGGAUGAUGAGGAGCGCGUAGACAUGAGCGAUAUAACUGGUCGCAAGGAGCGCGAAGAGCGUCGUGAACAGUUCUAUGCUGUUGAGAAUGAUUUAACCGAUGAUGAUUCCGAACGUGAAAUGCACGAGUGGGAAAAUCAGCAGAUACGCAAAGGCGUCACUGGAGCCCAAUUGGUGCAUGCCCAGCAUGAAACAGUGCUCUCACGCUUUAUGAUCAAACCAGCAGCUCCCAGUAGUGGUGGGCCAAUGGAACUGGAAGACGCACCAAUACAGUCAACGUCGACGCUGCUGGAGCAGGCGUAUGCAAAAACCGCUAUAGACAGAAACAGAAAUAGCACUUUGUCAUCUGUAAUGCGAUCGAGUUUGGCCAAGCCAAGGAAAGAGGCCAAGCCGACGUCACUGCGCACACCGCUGGAAAUGCGCGAAGCCAUAAGAGCACGGCUUAGUGAAUUGCAGGAACGCAACGAGGAACACAAUGCCAGCAUAGCACGUAUUACAACUGAGCUCAAGGCAUUAAAGUUACAACAACUCGAGUGUGAACAGAAUGCACCUACAGCGGCAGCUAAAUAUAAGUUCUAUCAGGAAGUCAAGUGCUACGUAAUUGACUUUGUGGAUUGCCUGGCGGCCAAAUCGCCUUCAAUCAAUGAGCUGGAGAAGCGUGCGCUGCUGCACUAUGGCAAGAGUCAGCGCUAUUUGGUCAAUAGGCGGCGUCAGGAUGUGCGCGAUCAGGCCAAAGAAAUGGCCGAAGCGUCAAAAGCGGUUGCAACGGCUCCACGCCGUACAGCAGAGUAUGAGGAACAAGUACGCCGUGCAGCUGAACGGGAAGGUCGACGCACACGAAGACGCUGUGAGCGUGAGCGGAACGAUUUGUUAUCUUCACAUCUAGAUGGAAUGUCCAGCGAUGAUGAAAUUCCAGAUCAACAACAGGAGCAAUGUGUUGCGGCCGUAGCACAAAUCGAAGCACAGUCUGCCGAAAUUUUUGAAGAUGUUAACGAUGAUUUCUAUAAAAUCGAUCUGAUAUUAGUUAAAUUUUAUGCUUGGCGCAAAACAGAUAUGAGCUCGUAUCAGGAUGCGUUCGUUAGUCUCUGUCUGCCCAAAUUGUUAGCACCUUUGGUACGAUAUGAGCUGUUACUAUGGUCUCCGCUGCAUCAAGAGUACACAGACAUUGAGACAACGCAAUGGUAUCAGGCCUGUAUGCUUUAUGCUAGUGAGGCAAACGAAACUGUUGAGACACUAAAGCAAGACCCCGAUCUAAAUUUAGUGCCAUUGCUUAUUGAAAAGAUUGUGCUCCCUAAAGUCAAUUCUCUAGUGACAGAAUGUUGGGAUCCAUUAUCUACUACGCAGACUUUGCGUCUUGUUGGCUUUAUUAAUCGCCUGAGCAGGGAAUUGCCACUUAACGGCAGCAACAAGCAGCUGCGAAAGCUAUUUGAAUCUAUAUUGGAUCGUAUGCGUCUGGCUCUUGAAAACGAUGUGUUUAUACCCAUUUUUCCCAAGCAGGUGCAAGAGGCCAAAGGAUCAUUCUUCCAACGCCAGUUUUGCAGUGGGCUCAAACUGUUUAGAAAUUUUCUUAGUUGGCAGGGUAUACUGGCAGAUGCUGCUUUGCGCGAAUUGGCCAUUGGAGCACUGCUGAAUCGUUAUCUGCUAUUAGCUAUGCGCGUUUGCACACCGAAUGAUGCAAUUAACAAAGCGUACAUUGUUGUGAAUACCCUGCCUACAGUUUGGUUGCUGCCCAAUAGUGAAACACUUAAGAAUUUGGAACUGUUCAUUGGGUACAUUAAACAAAUCUUAGAAAGCUGCAAUCCUAACAAUCCAGUAUACAUGGAAUCCUGCGAUAGGGCCAAGCAAAUACUACAAAGACUUCACAGCUUAUAAAGUACAUGCAAUUUACAUUAAGCUUGAUUUGUAUUUAUUACUAUAAACAUUAGCUAAAUGAUCGGUUUCUAAAUUUUGUAUAUGCAACGUGAAACAAUUGCUGCUGCUAAAAGACGGAGAAGCAAAUAAAUACGUUUGUUUUUUUUUUAAAUCAUACUCAGUUUAAUGAACAGCACUAAAUUUCACAACAAAUUGAAUUUGCGGAAAUUUCACGCUCAAAAAGACAAAAGUUAGAUGAAAAUAUCUGGACUACGCUUCGUUAUGAGUAGCAUUAAAGUGAUAAAAAACAACGACUUAUUUG
This is a messenger RNA of Drosophila busckii, 3165 nucleotides long. Its product is annotated as PAX3- and PAX7-binding protein 1. NCBI's taxonomy places the organism in Eukaryota, Metazoa, Arthropoda, Insecta, Diptera, Drosophilidae. Gene Ontology annotation, cellular component: U2-type post-mRNA release spliceosomal complex; nucleus. The transcript has 10 exons. Gene Ontology annotation, biological process: spliceosomal complex disassembly; mRNA splicing, via spliceosome. Bases 108 to 2864 code for a protein of 918 amino acids. Gene Ontology annotation, molecular function: DNA binding. The record is from RefSeq and is a predicted model, not a curated record.